AUGCGUGAGGCGAUCUGCAUCCACAUCGGUCAGGGCGGCGUGCAGAUCGGCAAUGCUUGCUGGGAGCUCUUCUGCCUCGAGCACGGCAUCCAGCCGGACGGCCAGAUGCCAUCCGACAAGACGAUUGGUGGAGGAGACGAUGCAUUUAAUACCUUUUUCAGCGAGACCGGGGCGGGCAAGCACGUGCCACGCUGCGUGAUGGUGGAUUUGGAGCCUACGGUCGUGGAUGAGGUCCGUACAGGCACGUAUCGCCAGCUUUUCCAUCCGGAGCAGCUCAUCUCCGGAAAGGAGGAUGCUGCAAAUAAUUUCGCUCGUGGACAUUACACCAUCGGGAAAGAGAUCGUGGACCUGGUGUUGGACCGCAUCAGGAAGCUUGCUGACAACUGCACAGGACUCCAAGGCUUCUGCGUCUACAACGCAUGCGGCGGCGGAACAGGAUCCGGCCUUGGCUGCCUCAUGCUGGAGAGGCUGUCCGUGGAUUAUGGCAAGAAGAGCAAGAUCUCCUUCACCGUGUGGUGCUGCCCUCAGGUGGCUACUGCCGUCGUCGAGCCGUACAACACAGUCCUGUGCGUGCAUUCUCUCCUGGAGCACACCGAUGUGACCAUCAUGUACGACAACGAGGCUUUGUAUGAUAUUUGCCGCAGGAACCUGGACAUCGAGCGACCCACGUACACCAACCUGAACCGCCUCAUCGCUCAGAUCAUUUCAAGCUUGACCGCAUCGCUGCGCUUCGAUGGCGCCUUGAACGUGGACAUCACGGAGUUCCAGACGAACCUG
This is a messenger RNA of Symbiodinium necroappetens, 777 nucleotides long. The record is from the annotation of a GenBank genome assembly. NCBI's taxonomy places the organism in Eukaryota, Dinophyceae, Suessiales, Symbiodiniaceae.